Messenger RNA from Galeopterus variegatus (Sunda flying lemur), 2491 nucleotides. It is a transcript of the gene TMEM151A, whose product is annotated as transmembrane protein 151A. The record is from RefSeq and is a predicted model, not a curated record. NCBI's taxonomy places the organism in Eukaryota, Metazoa, Chordata, Mammalia, Dermoptera, Cynocephalidae. The transcript is spliced from 3 exons. Bases 31 to 1374 code for a protein of 447 amino acids.
GGCCGGGGCCGCCCUAGCAGCCAGGACACCAUGCCCGAGGGCGGCGGUGGCGACGGCGGGGAGGUGCCCGCGCUCAUCCCGGACGGCGAGCCGCUGCGGGAGGAGCAGCGGCCCCUGAAACAGUCCCUGGGAAGCUCCCUGUGCCGCGAGUCGCACUGGAAGUGCCUGCUCCUCACGCUGCUCAUCCAUGCCUGCGGGGCCGUGGUGGCCUGGUGUCGCCUGGCCACAGUGCCACGGCUGGUCCUGGGGCCUGAGGCAGCCUUGGCCCGUGGGGCCGGGGCCCCGCCGCCCACCUACCCGGCCAGCCCCUGCUCCGAUGGCUACCUGUACAUCCCGCUGGCCUUUGUCUCCCUCCUCUACCUCCUCUACCUGGCCGAGUGCUGGCACUGUCACGUGCGGUCGUGCCAGGCGCCGCGCACUGACGCCCACACCGUGCUGGCCCUGAUCCGCCGGCUGCAGCAGGCGCCACCGUGCGUCUGGUGGAAGGCCACCAGCUACCACUACGUGCGACGCACGCGCCAGAUCACGCGCUACCGGAACGGCGACGCCUACACCACGACGCAGGUCUACCACGAGAGGGCGGACAGUCGCACGGCGCGUGGCGAGUUCGACUACUCGGCGCACGGCGUCCGCGACGUCUCCAAGGAGCUGGUGGGCCUGGGGGACCACGCGGCCACGCGGCUGCGCUUCACCAAGUGCUUCAGCUUCGGCAGCGCCGAGGCCGAGGCCUCGUACCUCACCCAGCGCGCGCGCUUCUUCGGCGCCCACGAGGGCCUGGACGACUACCUGGAGGCGCGCGAGGGCAUGCACCUGAAGGACGUGGACUUCCGCGAGUCCCUCAUGGUCUUCGCCGACCCCCGCAGCCCGCCCUGGUACGCGCGCGCCUGGGUCUUCUGGCUCGUGUCGGCCGCCACGCUGUCCUGGCCGCUGCGCGUGGUGGCGGCCUGCGGCACGGCGCACGUGCACUACCAGGUGGAGAAGCUCUUCGGCGCCAGCUCGUCCCCGCUGGGGGCCGCGCCCAGCGCACCCCCGCUGUCCCGCGUGGCCACGGUGGACUUCACCGAGCUCGAGUGGCACAUCUGCUCCAACCGGCAGCUGGUGCCCAGCUACUCAGAGGCCGUGGUCAUGGGCGCCGGCUCGGGCGCCUACCUGCGUGGCUGCCAGCGCUGUCGCCGCUCCCGCCUGUCGCUGGGAGCCGGGGGCCGGGCCACGCCCGGGGUCUUCCGCAGCCUGAGCGGGGGGCCGCUGGGGCGCCGUGGAGAGGACACAGAGCCCCUGGAGAGCCCGCCGUGCUACGAGGACGCCCUUUACUUCCCGGUGCUCAUCGUCCACGGCGAUGGCGGCUGCCAGGGGGAUGGGCAGGGUGCGCUCUGAGACCCCCGGGGCCCCCAGAGCAGCCCCUCCCCGCCAUCCCACUGUGGGCUUACAGGCCUCAGUAACUGUUGUCCAAACAGACCAGCCACACACAAGGGGUGGGGGUCGGGAUGGGGGGGCCCUUAAAAGGGACUAAAAUGCAGUGUCCCGUGGUCAUUUUGGGAAAAUGGAUGCCACCUAAAUUGAGUCUAUGACCCGUCCCCAGCAUGGCUCUCCCCACCCCCACCACAUUCUACCCCUUGUGAAGGCAGAUGAUCUGGCCUCUCACACCGGGCAGGGGAGGAAGCUUCCAGAAAGUCUGGGAUGAGACAGGAGUCCUGGGGACAGCUGUUGCCUGCAGCAGAGGCCUGUUUGUGGGCGCUUCCCUGCUGCGGCUGAGGCUAUGUUGGGAGCUCUCGAGCAACCCAGAAGCACAAAUUGGUGGUUUGGGGCUGUGCCCAGCUGGGAUGGUCUCCUCGAAGCUGAAGAGCUGGGUAUGGUGGCACCCCAGCCUUGGCCCUACUACCUGCCCAGAGUUCCCAUCCUCCUCCCCAUAAGUCCCUCCUUGCCUGCCCUCUCACCUCGGCUCAGGGUCAGUCCAGGAUAGGACCCUGCGGUGUGGCCCCCUCCACUGGGGGCCUGGUUCUUGGAGCACAGCUUUGCCCCACCCCCCCCCCACUGUUUUCCCCGGUGCUCAGUGCACCCCCCACCCACAUCCAGCUCCCCUCCAAGCCGGGGUUCCUUCUCAGGGCCCCAGCUCUGCCUCCCUAUCCCCCUGGUCUCUGCUCCUGCCUCCCGGAGUCCAUGUCUGCCUCUGUCAGCCAUGCACAGCCUCCCGCUUGUCCUCUCAUCGCUUCCCGGACUUCUCUGCUUCUCGCCUUCCUGAUGAUCCCACAGGACCCACAGGGCAUCCGAGGGGCCCCAGCCUCAGCCACAGCCUCUUGGACGAUGCCCUUGCUCUGCCAUGGAGGCCCCUGCUUCUCCCAUUGGUGGGGCCUGGCCCAGGGGACACCAUCCUUCACCCAGGGAGGAGAAAGUAGUCCCUUCCCUUCCAACUGGAGCUUCCACCCAACUCAGGGGCUGGUGGGGGAGGGAGGAAGCAGAGAAGAUGCAGAUUAAAUAAAGGUAUGAAAUGGAA